Messenger RNA from Xyrauchen texanus (razorback sucker), 7154 nucleotides. RefSeq names its product tight junction protein ZO-1-like. The record is from RefSeq and is a predicted model, not a curated record. Gene Ontology annotation, cellular component: bicellular tight junction; plasma membrane. The coding region runs from base 430 to 5460 and encodes 1676 amino acids. NCBI's taxonomy places the organism in Eukaryota, Metazoa, Chordata, Actinopteri, Cypriniformes, Catostomidae. Gene Ontology annotation, molecular function: cell adhesion molecule binding. The transcript has 29 exons. Gene Ontology annotation, biological process: establishment of endothelial intestinal barrier; cell-cell adhesion; cell-cell junction organization.
GAGAAGCGAGGAGCGAGCUCGUCUGUUUGAAACUUCUUCAACCGUUGUGGAACGGUGCACUUCAUCAUCAUCAUCAUCAUCGUUAUUAAACCGCUUUAAAUUCCGUGUCGUGGUCGAUUUGAGGGCUGAAAUAUUUUCUUGAUGAAUUUUUGUUCUUGAGGUAAUUUCCAGAAAAAGGGAGACCAUCCGAAAGUAAUCGGGUAGGUUUUGAAGUUUGUUUUAGGUUCGGGAGUAUUAACAGAUGAUGAACUUUGAACUGGGGGAUUUCUGUUGUGUUGACAUGUCUUCGGGCGACCAGAAGUAAACCCGCGUUUGCCCGGCGCUGCGGCGGCUGCUGGGCAGGAGAGAGGAGGAAUCAUUUUGCCUUUUGCUUUUAGUGAUAUUUAACAAGAGUGAACUUGCUACGCUUGGAGACAGCAAGAGAUCAAAAUGUCUGCCAAGGCUGCAUCAAAUAAGAGUACAACGAUGGAGGAAACUGUAAUAUGGGAGCAGCACACAGUGACUCUUCACAGGGCUCCGGGUUUUGGGUUUGGAAUUGCUAUCUCAGGGGGUCGUGACAACCCUCAUUUCCAAAGUGGAGAGACCUCCAUAGUGAUCUCAGACGUGCUCAAAGGAGGACCAGCUGAGGGGCUUCUACAAGAGAAUGACAGAGUGGUGAUGGUAAAUGCUGUCUCCAUGGACAAUGUGGAGCAUGCCUACGCUGUUCAGCAGCUGAGGAAGAGUGGAAAGAAUGCCAAAAUUACAAUUCGCAGAAAGCGGAAAGUACAGAUUCCCGUAACACGGGGAGGAGACAGAGAGACGAUGUCAGAACGAGAGGAAGAUGAUGACACUGAGGAGGAUGAUUACGAGGGUCCAGUUCCACGUGCAGGGGGAGCAAGCGGGGGCACGAGCAGAAGAAACGAACGCAGUGGCAGUGGUGGUCGACGGGACCACAGUGCUUCCCGUGAGAGGAGUGUUUCCCCACGCUCCGACAGGCGAUCCAUUGCGUCCAGUGUCCAGCCACACCCUGCCAAAGUCACACUCGUUAAGUCACGCAAGAAUGAAGAAUAUGGCCUGCGUCUAGCCAGCCACAUCUUUGUAAAGGACAUUUCUCCUGAAAGCCUGGCAGCCCGUGAUGGCAACAUACAAGAGGGAGACGUUGUCCUGAAGAUCAAUGGCACAGUGACUGAGAACCUGUCCUUGAUAGAUGCAAAGAAGCUUAUAGAGCGAUCGAAAGGCAAGCUGAAGAUGGUGGUGCAGAGAGACGAGAGGGCAACACUUCUUAACGUUCCUGACAUGGAUGAUAGCAUUGCCUCAGUUAAUUCAGACAGAGAUGACAUUUCAGAAAUUCAUUCACUGGCAUCAGAUCAUUCCCAUGAGCGCACCCUCCGCAGCCGCUCCCCUGACAAACGCUCAGAGCCCUCUGACAUCUCUGGUCAGUCUACCCAGCAGAUGAGCAACGGCAGUUACAGGAGUCGUGAGGAAGAGCGUAUCUCUAAACCAUCGGCUGUGUUCUCCCCAGUUAAGAUGGCUGAGGAUGCACUUCUGGCUCCAUCCAAUGAACAGCCUGGUGACAAACAGAUCCCUCCACUCCCAGAGCCAAAGCCAGUAUAUGCGCAGCCUGGGCAACCUGAUGUUGAUCUGCCAGUAAGCCCAUCGGACGCCCCUAUGCCCAGUGCUGCCCAUGAUGACAGCAUCCUCCGGCCUAGUAUGAAGCUGGUGAAGUUUAAGAAAGGAGAAAGUGUAGGAUUGAGGCUGGCAGGAGGAAAUGAUGUGGGGAUCUUUGUGGCUGGUGUACUGGAGGACAGUCCUGCCGCUAAGGAAGGCCUGGAAGAGGGAGACCAGAUACUCAGGGUGAACAAUGUUGACUUUGCAAACAUCAUUCGUGAGGAAGCGGUGCUGUUCCUUCUGGACCUGCCUAGAGGUGAAGAGGUCACCAUCCUGGCUCAGAAGAAAAAAGAUGUGUACCGGCGGAUAGUGGAAUCUGAUGUGGGCGACUCUUUCUACAUCAGAACACACUUUGAGUAUGAGAAGGAAUCUCCUUAUGGGUUGAGCUUUAAUAAGGGAGAGGUGUUCAGGGUGGUGGACACCCUGUACAAUGGCAAACUGGGCUCCUGGCUGGCCAUCCGCAUCGGAAAGAAUCAUCAGGAGGUGGAGAGAGGCAUCAUUCCUAACAAGAACAGGGCGGAGCAGCUUUCCAGUGUGCAGUACACACUUCCCAAAACAGCGGGCGGAGACCGGGCGGACUUCUGGAGGUUCAGAGGUCUCCGCACUUCCAAGAGGAACUUGCGGAAGAGCAGAGAGGAUCUGUCAGCCCAGCCGGUUCAGACCAAGUUCCCUGCUUAUGAGAGGGUAGUUCUUAGAGAAGCUGGUUUCCUGAGGCCUGUUGUGAUCUUCGGGCCAAUCGCCGAUGUGGCACGGGACAAACUGGCAAGAGAGGUGCCUGACCUGUUCGAGCUUGCAAAGACACAGCACCAAGAUGGAAGGGAAAAGAGUGAAGCCAGAGAUGCCGGCACUGACCAGCGCAGUUCAGGGAUCAUACGCCUGCACACUAUAAAACAGAUCAUUGAUCGGGAUAAGCAUGCAGUUUUGGACAUUACUCCUAAUGCAGUGGAUCGGCUGAACUAUGCUCAGUGGUACCCCAUCGUGGUGUUCCUGAAUCCUGAUAGUAAGCAGGGUGUGAAGAACAUGAGGACCAGACUGUGUCCUGAGUCCAGGAAGAGCGCCAGGAAACUCCAUGAGCGUGCACUCAAACUGAGAAAGAACAACCACCAUCUCUUCACAGCCACCAUUAAUAUGAACAACAUGAAUGAUGGCUGGUAUGGCGGAUUGAAGGAUACUAUUCAACAGCAGCAGAAUCAGCUUGUGUGGGUCUCAGAGGGCAAGGCGGACGGUGCUCCUGACGAUGAUAUGGACCUGCACGAUGACCGUCUGUCCUACUUGUCUGCUCCUGGCAGUGAGUACAGUAUGUACAGCACAGACAGCCGCCACACCUCUGACUAUGAGGACACUGAUACGGAAGGUGGUGCCUACACUGACCAGGAACUAGAUGAGACCCUCAACGAUGAAGUGGGACCGCCCAGCGAGCCCGCCAUCACACGCUCGUCAGAGCCCGUCCGGGAGGACCUGCCUGUCAUUCAGGAACCUCCUGGAUACAGAAGCUACCAGCAGCAACAGCUGCUGCCCGAGCCGAUGAAACGCAUCGACCCAGCAGGGUUCAAGGCCCCUGCACCUCAGCAGAAAGCAGAGGCUGCUCUCCCCCUGCAGCCCGAGCCGCUGGCCGAGACAGCGCCCCCUGCUGUACAUGUAAAUAUAGGGGCUCUGAGUGCCAAAGAUGUCCCGGUCACCCUCUCUCAGGGGGAUUUCAGCCCAGAGGCUGGCUCUCUCUUCCCACCUGUCCCUGAGCUAGCUCAGCCCCUGCCUCCCGACCCCAACCAAUCUGGACAACCCGGGUCAGAGUCCAAGAUGUACAAGAAGGAGAUCUACCAUAGCAGCGAGCCAGUCAGCCCCAGUCCUAUGCAGCCCAACUACAACUCCCUGCAGCCGCUCUACCAGGAAGACAAGCCAUAUAUAGAUUACGACCACCAGCCGUACCACUACGAUGGGGGCUACAUGGAACCAAAGGCUCGUAACUUUGACCCUCACCUGCAUUUUGACAACCGUGUGCCUCCGUAUGAAGAGCACUGGGACCCGUAUGACCACCAGCCCAUUCCCCAGAAUCCCUCUGGAUACGACUCUCAUAUGUCCUAUGAGGAUGGUCCGAAUCGCAUGUAUGGUCAGCGACAUGACACUGGAUAUGACACGGGUCGACCUCGUUUUGACAAACCCAGUAUCGGACCGAUCCGACACGAUGAACCACCCCCUCCUGUGACAGGAGGAUAUGAUGCACGCCCACAGUAUGACCAGGAGUCACUCCCUCGCUCUCAAGCUACCUCCCGCUCCCCAAAACUCCCCAAACAGUACUACGACCCCUCUCAGAGGCCUUCCUACAAUCAAGCACCACAGAGGGGCUACAUGAACUCUGAAGCCUUCGUGGUCCCUCCCAAACCUGAGUCCAUCUCACCGCCAGCGGAGCCUGAACUUCCACCUCCUCCAGCGGUGGUUGAGGAAGACCCGGCCAUGAAGCACCAGUCUGUGUUGACGAGGGUGAAGAUGUUUGAGAACAAGCGAUCUGUGUCUGUAGACAGGGCAAGAGAGGAUGCAGACUCUGGCCUUCGGCCAGUGGACAUGGUGCCUAAACCUGGAGCUGUCUCUGUGCCCAAAGCCAACUCCUUAAGUAACCUGGACCAAGAGAAGGCCUUUAGAUCUCCAGAGCCACAGCAGCCGCAGCCCAAAGCAGUGGAUGAUAUAAUUCGAUCUACCAACAAUGACCCUGAUGAGGAUGAAGAUUACUACAGGAAACAGCUCUCUUACUUCGACCGUCGCAGCUUUGACAGCAAACCCUCCACACAGCUGACACCUGCCAGCAAGCCAGCCCAACCUCAGACCCAACCAGGCUACUACCCCAGGGCAGAAUCUGUGGAUAAAAUGAACCCUGUUCCUCCUGUAAACCCAGCUGUACCACCCCCGACCCUACCCAAACCUGCAGUGACGCCACCACUUGAUCCACACGGAUCUCCCAAAGUCAAGCCUCCCAGUCAUAAAGACACAGUCCAUAGUAACUACCUGCCUCAGAAGAGCUUCCCAGAGAAAUCUGUUAAUGGCACCGGUGAACCUCCAAAGUCCAACAGCACGUCUGCCACAUCUAGCUACAAUCGAUUUGUGCCCAAACCUUACACCACCUCUGCAAGGCCCUUCGAGCGCAAGUUUGACAGCCCUAAGUUCAACCACAACCUCCUGCCCAAUGACUCGCAAAAUAAGACGGAUAAUGUAAAAGCUCCCAUCAGCACCACAGUCAAACCACAGAGCUCUUCCCAGCUGACAGACCUUGACAGCAGCCUAGACACAUUCACUCGCACCACGGACCAGAAACCCAAAUACCAGCAGAACAACAUUAAUGCCAUGCCCAAGGCAAUACCUGUCAGCCCGACUGCUUUAGAGGACGACGAUGAUGAUGACAGUCAUACAGUGGUGGCUACAGCACGGGGCAUCUUCAACUGUAACGGUGGGGUCCUGAGCUCCGUUGAGACAGGAGUGAGCAUCAUUAUCCCUCAGGGAGCCAUUCCUGAAGGUGUGGAGCAGGAGAUUUACUUCAAAGUGUGUCGGGAUAACAGCAUCCUGCCACCUCUGGACAAAGAGAAAGGUGAAACUCUGCUGAGUCCUCUGGUGAUGUGUGGUCCUCAUGGUCUGAAGUUCCUGAAGCCAGUGGAGCUCCGCCUACCUCACUGUGCGUCUAUGACCCCUGAUGGUUGGUCUUUUGCUCUAAAAUCCUCCGACUCCUCGUCGGGUGAUCCUAAGAGUUGGCAGAACAAAUCUAUUCAUGGGGAUCCCAACUACCUGGUUGGAGCCAACUGUGUGUCUGUGCUUAUUGACCAUUUCUGAGGAGGGCAACAGCAGGCCCAUUACUGAAUCUGGAACCAGAUAAAACAAUAGAGGACCACCCCUUUUUGAACACAAACACAUAUGCGCACACAUACAAACACAUACACAUGGUCCUCUAGGAUGAAGGAAUUACGCAACACUAAAUGAAGGGUCUCCUGACUGUGCUCUGGCUUUGUUUACUGUAACCAUAGAGACUGGAUGGAGGGUUACAUUCUCUGAAGUGCUGUGCUCCUCUUCCUCAUGUUUUCUUCUUCCUCUACUUUAAGUGCUUUUAAAUACUUUCGAUGAUAACAAAAACAGACAUUAACCUUUGAUGGACUGCAUGCUCUGUGCCACUGACAUAUUAAUAUUUACACUGUAAGCCAACUAUAAUUUUUGCGACACACACUUUUUUUUUAUUUUUUAUAAAGAGUAUUUUGGGUUCUUCCAUUCAGUCUAGGCAAAUGAAAAUUGUAGACUAUAUUGCAAAUGUAUUUUCACUCCGUAUAGUAUGCACACCAUAAUGUAACUUCUAAAAUUUAUAGUGCAACUUUUCUAGAAUAUUGAAUUCUAGUUUAGACUUUUCAGACAUCAAAGAUGUUUCAAGCGGUUGAAGUGUAUAUCUGAUACAAUUCCCGACUUUCAUCAUGAGAGUAUAGAUUAACAUGUAAUGUUGCAGAAUCAGUGCUAGAUAAGAGUUUAGGGAAAUAGUCAGAGGAAAGAACUGACAAUUGAAGAAUAUACUUAUUGAAAUCUCCAGAUACUUACAGGCUCACCUGUUUAAUAGUUCCUUAGUACACCAUUAGCCUCCUUACAGACCUGUAAACUUUAGCACUGGAACAUUCCUGCUGUGUCAAGAUCUAUGCAUGUGCUUUGACUCAGGUGUGAAGACCCCCCUCUCUCUCUCUUAUUCUGUAUCUUCCAAAGCAGUGAUGCCUUAUCUGAAAAGAUUGACUUUUUGAACAACAAAAACCUUUUUGGUUUAUUUUUUGCUAAGUUGUGUUAAUGAUAAAUUAUGAAGAAACUGAAGUUGUCUUUCUGCCGUUUUGUCAAGCCACUGUACAAAACAAACCUGGGUGUUGCACACAGGAACGGCAUAAAGGCUAAGAACAGGUUUUCUCUUUCUGUCUGCUAUGCACAUGUCCUUUUAAAGAGAAACAAUAAUAAAAGAUGUGAAAAAGGAGACAAAUUGGUUGUACAUAAAGCUAGCAUAUUGCCUUCAUUAUUGGUUUGUAAAUUACCUUUUUGUAUGUCUUUAUUAUUUUGUAAUAAUGGGGAGGGGGGAGGGGGGGGCAUUUAUAAGAAUGAAUGAAGAAAUGAAAAUGGUCUGAUCUUUGUAUUCUGGUUCUACAUUUGAGCCAGUAGAAUUAUCACCUUUUCUACAGUUACACACUAAAUAUAAACAUUUUUAAUGAUAACAAUCUUUUAAUUUUUAUUUACAAAGGAAAGUGCUUGAUGUAAACUAUUCUAAAAAAAAAAAAUAUUUUAAACGGUGUGCUCUAAAUGUGUCCCAUGCAUUUAUUUGUGAUACUGGAUGCUACAUUGUGUGUCCUGAAAUGUAUUUUUGUACUAAUAGACGAUUUAUUAUGGCACAGCAGACAAUAUAACACUGCUUCGACUGGUCAUUAGCAAUUUAUGUGUGGCAGUUUUGUUCCCUUUUCAACACAAUUUCCAGUAUGCCACUGUAUUAAAAAAAUAAAAAUUUUAAAAUACAA